Messenger RNA from Geodia barretti, 1120 nucleotides. The record is from the annotation of a GenBank genome assembly. NCBI's taxonomy places the organism in Eukaryota, Metazoa, Porifera, Demospongiae, Tetractinellida, Geodiidae.
CUGAAUUUUUUUCUUGUAUAAAAAUGGUACACAACAUGUUUUACGGUAAAUAAAUGUGUCUUGUCUCUUUUUUAGAGCUGACAGAAAAUGAGGUUAUGUUUUACAGUGUUGAAUCCGUAUUGGGGCAAUUUUUAGAUGUUGAUCAUUUGUUAUCUCUGUGCAUCAAAAUACCUAAAAAUGACAACAUGAAAACAGCAGAGAGCAAAAUAACAAAGGUAAUUCAUCUGAAGCACACUCUGGAACUUGUUUCUACUCUUCUUGAAGCCAUAAAAUUUUCAGAGAGUGAACUGCUUGUUGCCUAUGCAACGAUAUUGCAAGAUAAUCGCCUUCGUCAAAUGCACGAGAAAAUCUCACUUGUACUUCAUGAUGAUACUCAGUAUGAAAAAUGCUCACUAAACAUGAAAACACAAAGGUGUUUUGCUGUUCGCUCUGGAAUGAACGAAAUCUAUUGGACCUGACUCAUGAAUAUAUUAAUGAGGCAAAGCCUCCAAAAAUUCUAAACAAGGAGCCGAUAAAGAGUCGAGAUAGACAGUGCCUUCAGCAUUGGCUGCAGGAUAACCAAGGCUUACUGGAUGUAGCACGAAGGACAUACACGGAUAUAAUUGAUGAUAUUGCAGGUUUGCUUUUUACAUGUGGUGCCCUUCCUCUGCUGCUCUAUUUCAUGAAAACCCCACAUACACAAUUUUUGUGUCAAACUUUAAUAUACUCAGUGAUAAACCAUUUUGGCAGGGCACAAACUUCUGAAAGGUUGGAACUGUAAUUACGUUUCUUACAGUGCCUAGGAAGCCAGGUUCUGUGGAUUGCACGCUUAUGUCACCCUUUAGAAAUGUUAUUGCGCUCUACUUGCAAGCAUAUGCGUUGCUGUAAUAGAAUUGCAUUAAGCGAGAAGUUUAUCCAGGCGAUCGACAUGACCAAGUCCAACUCUACUAAAACUGUGUAUGGACAACGAUAAGUCUAAUUAUGGUGUAUUAGGAUGGACACAUGAAAAAUAUUCUGCAUAUUCUGCACAUACACAUACACUCGACCAAUAUCACACCUUCAGUUCCACGUUACACAAGCACUGUACAUUAUAUAUCACUAAGUACGGUAGUACUUAGUGUACAAGUAAAUUAAUGCGGCC